AUGGAGGAGGUGGAUCAUCGGCUGCGUGACUCGUUACCCACUGAAGCAGUGACCACCGUGGCGCGAUCGGUGCUGAGCGGCGCAUCGAUUUUUCCACCUCCGCCAUCGCCGCCUGUCGGCGCGGGACGAUAUGGCCCCAUCUUCCAUGGCCGGCCGCCCGAUGCGUGGGGCGCACCGCCGCCGCUGCCUACCCUGAGCGCGUCCGCCAAGGACAUUAGUGAGAUGGACGUGCGCGCCGGCUUGCGCCUCGGUGUCUUCCGCGCAGCCACACGGCUGAACAAGGAGCAGGUGAUGGACGAGAUCGAGUCGGUGCGCAUGACAAGCCACGUGGAACGAGUGCUUCUGGAGUCGCCUCAGCAGAUGGCGCUGCUGCCAGGCGUUCCACCACAAGAGCAGGAGUAUGCGUGGGCGACGGUUUUCUUCUCGAGCGCCGAGGCUGCGGACCUGUGCGCGGCCCUGCUUUGUCAGCCGGGUAGACGCUCCAAGUGGGCGCGUGUGAGUAUUCAGCGGCUACCCAUUGUGUCAAGGCAGACGGAGCCGCACACCGCCGAGGAGGAGCAGCGUGCGCAGGUGCACGUUUACCAGAUGAACGCCGUCGCGCACCGCGUGACGAAAGGGGACGGCGCCGCGCUCCUUUGCGGUGUCCAUGACACCGUCCUCGCGCAGAGCGCGUAUGGGUGGUGCGUUCUGUCGACUGGGGGCCUCUUUCCAACCUCGGGCUUGACGUUGUAUCUGAAACAUCGCCACGUCGGCGACUUCACGGGCAUCGACGUAUGCGCCGACUUUGAUCCGCAAUGCAACCAGGACAAGUGCGCGGCUGGUGGGCAGUGCAAAGGGGUGCACCUGCGCGCUUGCGAGCAGUGGCGGUUACUAGUUCCACCAGUGCUCAUAUCGAAAAAGGAGACCUUGACGGCCGGAACGCCGACGCAGGUAAUCACCUCUCCCGCGGAGAGCGCCUGGCAGAGGGCGAGACACGAGGAUACGCUCCUCGUGAUGCCACUUCCCCCUGAAAUCGAUGAGGCGGCCUUUGUAUAUAUGUUCCGUUGGUGUGACGGGUUUCAACGCGCGCAGACAGUGCGCACUGUGGAUGCCCUCCGGUACGGUGUGGUGCAGUUUGCGGACGCCGCGAGUGCUCGGCUGGCGCGGCAGCAGGCCAUCUCUCAUUCCAAUCUGCCCGUUCGCUUCCUGGGAGAGACGACAGCCGAUGCCAACAACACUGAGUCUUUGGCAGGCUCACCGGCGGCCUCGUCGACAGAGCCCACCGGCUCUGCCACGGCGCGCCCUCCCAACAACUCUCGCACAGCUGCGCCGAGUGGCGCUAAUGCCGUGCCUGCUUCCGGUGCCAGCACUGCCGCCGCGACGCACGCGGCGGAUGUCCCGUUUCCGCCUCUUCCCGGCGGCUGGGAGUAUGGACUGUCGCGUCGCACGAUGCAAUACUACUUUCUACAGUCGGGCAAGAAGUCGACGACAUGGAAGCAUCCCAUCACGCAGGAACAGUACAAAGCUCACCGCUGA
Molecule: messenger RNA, 1515 nt
Organism: Leishmania major strain Friedlin
Lineage: Eukaryota; Euglenozoa; Kinetoplastea; Trypanosomatida; Trypanosomatidae
Exons: 1
Coding region: 1-1515 (504 amino acids)
Molecular function (GO): protein binding; nucleic acid binding
Source: RefSeq, a predicted model, not a curated record